Electrophorus electricus (electric eel) is the source of this 5169-nucleotide messenger RNA. RefSeq names its product fuzzy planar cell polarity protein (gene fuz). Gene Ontology annotation, biological process: non-motile cilium assembly; vesicle-mediated transport. The record is from RefSeq and is a predicted model, not a curated record. Lineage: Eukaryota; Metazoa; Chordata; Actinopteri; Gymnotiformes; Gymnotidae.
UAAAAAAGCUAACAAAUACAAAUUAAAAUGUUUAAUAUUUAACUAUGGUGUGCAUCACUGCAACAAAUUUUAAGUUUUAAAUACAAAAAAACUGGAAAUUGAGUUGAAAAUGGGCAUUGACAUCAUCUUCAUUGUCACGAUGUGAAGGUGAAGCAAAAAGGCAGGAUGCAAGUGCAAAAUCAAGUUUAGUGCAUUAACAAAACUGAGCUUAACAAGAAGGCCUCUGGGAAGUCACAGGCAUCUGGGCAGUCACAGACGUCUGGGGAGUCACAGGCCUCUUGAGAGUUACAGGGCUCUUGGGAAUCACAGGUGUCUGUAUAGUCACAGGGCUCUUGGGAGCAAACAAAUCUCAAGAGAUGAGUGACAGGCCUCUGUAAAAUGGCUGGGUGCAGAGGGUGCAGAUAGACUAAUAUUUGCUGCUGGACUGAUAUGGGUAGCUAUAUCAGGGAGUGCAGCUGGAUUAGCCUGUGCAUCUGUAUCAGUUAGGCUUGUGUUUACAACCUUGGUUUGAACAUUUUCAACAUGAGUGUUGAGUGUGCAGCAGAGCCUGAGCAUGCAGCAGGAUGUGAGCGUGAUGCUUGAUAACACUCUGCAGCUUGGUUAGGGUGUGAAGCCUCAUUUCCCUUUGCAAACUGCACUAUAGGCAUGAAUUAGAUGAUCGCUGGGAGCUAGAUUGGAACCAGAAACAACGCUAGAGUCGGGAGGAAGUCUAAAACUGGGAGCAGGGCUAAAACAGAGCAAAACUGGAGCCCAGGGCUGAACUGGAAUUGGGGCAGGCUGACGAGACCCUCGGGAGCAUAGCAGGCUGGUAAGGUGGCCUCUGGAUCCUAACAGGCCUGCUGGAUUGCACGUGGAGCCGACCUGUCCAGCGGAGCAGCUUCCUGUGCAGACUGGCGAGACGGCCUCUGGGACGGGAUGCGUUAGCCGCAGGUGCAGCUCAUAAUGAGAGAUCAACGAGAAGCUCAGUAAAGAAUCUUUGCUUCUGUAUUUAGGGGUUUUCUCAGCUUUUCGCUUCGCCUUCCUGUCAGCUUCGUUGCUUUGGUUUUGUUUUGCACCCUGCUUUCCCACCUCGCCUUCACAUUGUGACCCUCAUUAACCCGUGACUGCCAUCAAGAUUAUACUUUCAGGGACUCUGACCCUGCAACUCUUCUCUGCUUGUGUGUGACAUGCCUCUGUACGCUGUUCCUUCUGUAUUGGUUCUGGGUUAGAAUAUGGUUUAUAUAUAUAUAUAUAUCAUAAUACAGCAUCUUUUAGUUUUCUAAGAAAUGUCUUAUUUAAUACACCUUGUUGAGACACACACGAUGUCUGUGUACACAGCUGAUACAUAUUAAUUAUGUUGUGCAUCCUGAGGCCUUUAUAGUUGUAAUGAUAGUGAAUGUAGUGAAAUGCAGACAUGAUACGGAGGUAAAACUGGACUGAAUUUCAGCCAAAUGUUAUUUAUAUGAUCUAUUAAGACAUUUGGACAUGAUACAGGAUGCAAAAGGUCAUUUUAAAUUGUCUUAAUUGGCACUAGAUUUUGAAUGUGUUAAGUAAUGGCAAUAUAAUUCCUUUCAAUGAAAUAAUUCAAUAAUUCCUUUCAAUCUUGGUUCAGGUUAAAUGUAACAAGGAGAAGGUCAUUAGUGCCAUACUCUUAAAAAAGGCCUGUUCCAGUAAAUGCAAUGUUAGCUGAGAUCAGCCAGGAAAAUUAGGAGGAGUUUGAGCAAAUAGACCACAAAAUUAAAAAGCGAGGGGAGGAAAAGGACAUAAAACAUAACAAAAAGGCCAGCAACCAGACAAAGAGCAAACCUACACAGAUGACAAAUAAAAGUGAUGGUACAAGCUAGAGAGGUAUAAUGGAAGACCAACCAACCAAGUUGGUCAGAGCAACCAACUUGAAAAAGGGUCCCAUACAACACAGCGCAGAGUUCCAUCUAACCAGGGAGCCCCUGGUGCUGACAGAAGUGUGAAUGAAGCAGAGUUCUUCAGAGGUCGAUAUUCCAAGCAGGUCCACGGAGCAUUUAGAAUGUGGAGAGAGAUGAAUGCCUCCAAGUGGAAUACUAGCAAGAGGGCACACCUUGCUAGAGGGGUUCUCUGAUCAUCAUUUUGCCAUGGUUGUUUUUGGCAUGAGUUGAGCACAGAACAACCAACAAUAAAAAAAAGAAGAUAUUCCUGCAAUAAACACCACAACAUGCAGCCUACCUUUUAUACCAUUCAAACGUUAUUAGGGACAACAUGAACGACCGACAAUAAUGGCAAACCUCUCAUCUCACAGUAGGUGGCAGUGUGGAAGUUAUUUAACUCGCCCAAACCUUACGCGUGACUAGAUCCGAAAGAAGAGGCUUUCUAAGCGGAGUGUUUUCGGAAGUUGCUGUGGCGACGUGAUGUGUCGUUAAAGACAGGUUAGCUAGCUAAGCUAAGCUUCUGAGAAGCGUGAAACGCUAGCUAGUUACACUAUCUAGACAGCUAAUUUAGUAACCAAAUUUACUGCACACGUUCCCGCUUGGACCUAAAGCCAAUCUGAAUUCGUGCAGUUUAGGUUAGUAAACGUUAUGCUUUUAGUUUACAUUACCCUAAGAGGUUGAUGAUGCAUUCGUACUAAGCUAGCUAAGACUCGCUAUCUAAAGUGGCUAUCUAACUCUUCUUCACUUAACUCUCCAGGCUGGCUAUAGAAUGCAGAAUGCUCCCGUCAGAGACUGUCCAGCUUCUGUGUCUCACCGCAUCCAGCGGCGUCCCGCUCUUCUCUCGCGGCUCCUGUAAGCAGCUCCCCUUCUCUGUCAUCGGCUCUCUGAAUGGGGUCCACAUGUUUGGGGCUGGGCAGGGUGCCCUGCUGUCCAGCUGCGAGACAGAGCGAGACAGCCGAGUGGCCUGGAGGGUCUUCCAGGACAGCCUGAUGCUCAUCGCUGUGAGCGGCACUGCGGGCGCCUCUAGCGAGCUGCACCUGCGCCGUCUGCUGGAGAACGCCUGGAACUGCAUGGUGCUGGUGCUCGGUCAGGACGAGCUGGCCAACGUGCGCAACGUGGAGCGGCUGAAGAGGGAGUUGCGAUCGUGCUACCGCCUAAUCGACAGGCUCCUUGAGCGUGGAGGCAAGGACCAGGGCUUCAUGGGCGACCUGACACACUGCGCCGACUGCCUGCUCCCCUCGCAGCCUGGGAUUCUCCAAGAGACAUUGGACUCCUUCACACGCGCUGCCGACAGUGAAUUUGGCUGCUUGCUUGUGCGCGGCCGGUUAGCCCUGGCUACUGACAAGUGGUGGCGCCUCGCUCCUCAAGAGGUCGUGCUGCUGUCUGCCCUGGUGAAUUCACUCUCUGGGACGACUUCCUGUGACUACCCCGUCUUCCUGCCUCAAGGCAGCCCCACAGUUGCCCACAGGCUGCUCUGCUUCCAGCUGCUCCCUGGGGUGGUGGCGUGUGUUCUGUGCGGGCCUAGCCCCUCCUUGCAGCGGGCGGAGAGCGAGCUGGUGGGCCGUUUUUGGUCCCCCGUGGUGGAGGCUCUGCGUGUCUGCCUGGAGCAGGCCGAGCGCUCCACCCUGCCUCCGUCUGUCCGCCUCCGCUGGGAUGUCGAAGCCCUGUUGAUUAUCAACCGCGAGUCACGCCGCGCUGUUGCGGUGUGCCCGCAUGCUCGUGGCCACACCCCCUCUGAGGUGCCACCCCUCUCCUCACCAGCUCACCGGUGGGAGCUUCUGCGUGCCUUCUACACCUUCGCGGUGACUCGGUAUUUUACCUCAGAGGAGCCUGUCGCCUUGCCCACGUCACCUCCCUCUGCGACUGCAGAACGACUCCACGAGGAGUUCUCCUUGGGCUUUACUCACCUCCCUGUGCAGUGUUACCUGGUGACUGAUGACUGUAAGUGUUAUGGCCUGCAGACUCCUCAGCACCAGCUCUUCCUCCUCACUGACCUCUCCGUCCCCACCUUCGCCCUGCGCACUGUCGCCACACACACUCUCAACGCCAUCUCUACGCCAACCGGCUUCUAGGGUGUGGAAGAAAUGUGCUUGUUGGUAUUCAGAUGGUUUCAGAUAGUAGGCUGUGGAAGGGUAAGACAUGCACACAUUAUUAUCGUGUGUACUGCAUGUUCGCUUCAAAUCAUCUCCUACAGUUGCAGUUUUGAGAAAAUUGAAAAAAUUUGAAAAAAUGUCAAAGGCCUGCUGACCUUCAUAUAAGCAUUACUGUGUGCCUUUUUGAAACACAUCAUUGACUGUUUUUUAUACAGCAGCUGAGUAAAGGUUAUUUAUUCUGUGACUACUAUUCUAUACCACUCGUAAUUUGACUCCUGUCAAAGGUUUUUUUGGCACUUGUUUUGUUUACUGUAAGUAUGCGAAUUGAAUACCAUUAUUGGAAAUGUUUACCAGUUUGACUCUUCCAAUCACAAACAUACAGAGUGUUUUGUCUAAACUACUGAUGGUCACCGAUGCAUGUAAAAGACAGGCACAAUGUAAAUUUAAUACAAAGGUAUCUUUACAGUAUGUCACAUUUGGAAGUGUGUUAUGAGUAGGUUUGAAUGUGUGUGUGUGUGUGUGUGUGUGUGUGUGUGUGUGUGUGUGUGUGUGUGUGUGUGUAUAUAAGGGUACGUGUAUUUGUCCUGAACUGUCAUGGUACACAGACUCUAGUUCGAUGCAUUCAGUUGUAAAGAGAGUACAUGGUAGCCUAUGUAUAAAGAUCGAUAAAUGUGAGUUCCACCCGAUAGCUUAAGCUGUUAGAAAGUUAGCAUCAGCUUAAGCUCAUUGGCAUAUGAGUCACACUUUGGCAAAUGCAAAUGACACCUGCUUCUUUCAAGUCACUUCUUACAAUUUCUGUCGGUACAGAGGUUGGAAAAUGUAGUGUUAGGAGUCUUGCCAAAUUAUGCUUAUUGGUAUAGCACAGCGCAUUUGCCCAGACAGGAGACUGAACUCUGGUACCCCCACAGGAGUGGCAAUGUCAUUACUCACUACACUGCCAGCAAACCAAUCACUGGAGCUAGACCAAAAAACCCCAAGCCAAAACCCAGGACUCGAACUCCUUCUCCUUCUUAUCAUCCCUACAUAAAAAUAUGACCUUGGUAAGAGUGUAUGUUCACCGUUUACGUUUGACAUUUUACUGUUUAAUACACUGCAAGCUGCAUCAUCUACCUCAGGGGCGACAACAUGACAUUAGGUGGAAUAAACUAACUUUCAUGUCUGUGCAAAAUAAAUAAAAAGAAACCUAGGCUUAAGCA